Dovyalis caffra is the source of this 774-nucleotide messenger RNA. Lineage: Eukaryota; Viridiplantae; Streptophyta; Magnoliopsida; Malpighiales; Salicaceae. The record is from the annotation of a GenBank genome assembly.
AUGGAAGCUCUCAAAGCUUCCUUUGUCCCAUCUCCUCACAUUCCAGCAACACCCGCGAAACUCCACAAAUCUGAGUUCUUGCAUUUUCAGUUCAGUUCGAUUCCCAGUUCAUUUGUCCAAUCAAAUGACAGAAACAUUAAGUCAAGCUCCAAGAUCUUUACUGCCUUGUCCUCAUCCACAGUUUCAGCAGAACCCUUAGACCCAACAGAGCCAGUUCUUGAAACUGAUAGCCGAGAAGAGAAAUUCGAUUGGUAUGCACAAUGGUAUCCAGUAAUGCCAGUUUGUGAUUUGGACAAGAGAGUGCCGCAUGCGAAGAAGGUGAUGGGACUUGAUUUGGUGGUGUGGUGGGAUAGGAAUGAGAGUGAAUGGAAGGUCUUUGAUGAUGCUUGCCCUCAUAGGUUGGCUCCAUUGUCUGAAGGAAGGAUUGAUCAAUGGGGAAGGUUGCAGUGUGUGUACCAUGGUUGGUGUUUCAAUGGCUCUGGUGAUUGCAAAUUUAUUCCCCAGGCACCCCCAGAUGGUCCUCCGAAAGUUGAAGGUGAUAUGAUUACUGAACUUUCCAAGCCAUUAUCUAUCCAGGUUCGCACAUUCAAGAGAGCUUGUGUGGCUGCAUAUCCAAGUACUGUGCAGAAUGACAUUGUGUGGUUUUGGCCAAAUACCAGUCCUGAAUACAAAGAUAUCCUUUCCACCAAAAGACCCCCUUACAUUGCAGAGUUGGAUGACCCAUCUUAUACCAAAUCAAUGGGAAACAGAGAAUUUCCUUUCGGGUAUGCAUGA